AUGGAGAAGUACGAGAAGAUCAAAGUUGUCGGACGAGGAGCUUUCGGGAUCGUUCACCUGUGCCGCCGGCGCAGUGACGGUGCCUUUGUCAUCCUGAAGGAAAUCCCAGUGGAGCAGAUGUCACGAGACGAACGUCUGUCGGCUCAGAACGAGUGUCAGGUGCUGAAGCUGCUCCACCACCCGAAUAUCAUCGAGUACUAUGAGAACUUCCUGGAAGACAAGGCCCUCAUGAUAGCCAUGGAGUAUGCACCAGGUGGGACCUUGGCUGAUUACAUACAGAAGCGCUGUAACUCUCUGAUGGACGAGGACACGAUCCUUCACUUCUUUGUGCAGAUCCUACUCGCCUUGUACCACGUCCACAACAAACUCAUCCUGCACAGGGACCUCAAGACGCAAAACAUUCUUCUCGACAAGCACCAGAUGAUUGUCAAAAUUGGGGACUUUGGCAUCUCCAAAAUCCUCGUCAGCAAAAGCAAAGCGUACACGGUUGUUGGGACUCCAUGCUACAUCUCUCCGGAGCUGUGUGAAGGGAAACCUUAUAACCAGAAGAGUGACAUCUGGGCUCUGGGCUGCGUUCUGUACGAGCUAGCAAGCCUUAAGAGAGCCUUCGAGGCCGCGAAUCUACCCGCCCUCGUUCUGAAGAUCAUGAGCGGCACAUUCGCUCCAUUAUCCGACCGGUACAGCCCAGAACUGCGGCAGCUCAUCCUCCACAUGCUCAAUCUGGAUCCAUCCAAACGUCCUCAGCUCAAUGAAAUAAUGGCCCUCCCCAUAUGCAUCAGGCCCCUGCUUAACCUCUACACAGAUAUAGGCAACGUCAAAAUACGCAGGAUCGAGAAACCACUGUCAACAAUGCACCCUUGUCACCAAGGCAGAGCAGGAGGCAGAGUUCCCGGAAACAGGUCCAGAGAUGGAUCAUUCGGUUUAGGAUCGGGGAAGGUGCACUCCCUCCCCCUGUCCUCGGUGUACACGUGGGGAAGUGGCAUCUCAACGCCGCUGCGUCUGCCGAUGCUCAACACCGAGGUGCUGCAGGUGUCCCUGGGCCGCACCCAGAGGAUGGGGGUCACCAAGUCCGGCCGUCUGAUCACAUGGGAGGCUCCGUCAGUGGGAUCCGGUGAGGCCAGCCUGCCCGGCGUGGUGGAGCAGAUGCAGCCGCAGUUCAUCUCUCGCUUCCUCGAGGGUCAGUCUGGAGUCACCAUCAAGUCUGUGUCCUGUGGUGAUCUCUUCACCACCUGCAUGACAGACAGGGGCAUCAUUAUGACGUUUGGAAGUGGGAGCAAUGGCUGUCUAGGACACGGUAACUUCAAUGAUGUAACACAGCCCAAGAUAGUCGAGGCCCUCCUCGGCUACGAGCUGGUUCAGGUGUCAUGCGGCGCUUCCCACGUUCUCGCCGUGACAAAUGAAAGAGAAGUAUUUGCCUGGGGAAGAGGAGACAAUGGUCGCCUGGGGCUCGGGGACCAAGACACCCACAACUCUCCGCAGCAGGUGUGUUUACCUGUGGAAUUUGAGGCCCAGAGGGUCAUGUGUGGAGUCGACUGUUCCAUGAUUGUCAGCACCCAACACAGAAUUAUGGCGUGUGGAAGCAACAGGUUCAAUAAGCUCGGGUUGGAUAAGAUAACAGCCGAAGAGGAACCGAAUCCCUCAAAUCAAGUGGAAGAAGUUAAUUCGUACAGCCCCAUCCAAUCAGCGCCGCUCGACUCUGAGAAGAUCAUUUACAUUGACAUUGGAACGUCCCACUCUGUUGCUGUUACAGAUAGGGGUCAGUGUUUCACCUUUGGCAGUAACCAGCACGGCCAGAUGGGCUGCAGCUCCCGUCGCAGCAGCCGUGUGCCCUACCCGGUACCCGGCAUGCAGGGCAUCGCCAUGGCAGCCUGUGGAGACGCUUUCACCUUAGCUAUCGGAUCUGAAGGGGAGGUGUACACCUGGGGAAAGGGGGCCCGUGGCCGCCUCGGCAGGAAAGAGGAGGAUUCUGGGAUACCAAAGGCAGUGCAGCUUGACGAAAGUCACCCGUUCAUGGUGACAUCAGUGGCUUGUUGUCAUGGCAACACUCUGCUGGCAGUGAAACCUUUGCUCGAGGAUUCUGUCCAGAGAUGAUUUUGUCCUGA
Molecule: messenger RNA, 2102 nt
Organism: Limanda limanda (common dab)
Lineage: Eukaryota; Metazoa; Chordata; Actinopteri; Pleuronectiformes; Pleuronectidae
Gene: nek8
Product: NIMA-related kinase 8
Exons: 15
Coding region: 1-2091 (696 amino acids)
Biological process (GO): protein phosphorylation
Molecular function (GO): ATP binding; protein kinase activity
Source: RefSeq, a predicted model, not a curated record